UCGUCCAUGAUUUCACGCAGCAGGUUCAAAACACAACUUCUGAGCAGUUGUGCAAACAUCUGAUGAAUCUGCUAAUCUAAUCUACUCCAGCAAAACCACCUACAGCUGGCCAUCUUUCCGUUGUUUUUUUGUUUUUUGUUUGGCUAGGCAGAAGGAGAGGAGGGGUCAUAAAGAAAGUGAAAGUGUCUCUCCACUGCAUAUAAGCAGUGACUCUGAGAGACAGUCACUCCAGUUCCAGCAGCAGCAGGUGUCGAGGGGAAGAAACAGGCUCCUUAUCAGCCCGACACAGAAACCACAUCGCCAUCUCCACCUCGUCAUGGCUGCGGAGAAGCUCUUCUUCUGCCUCCUCUUCAUCACAUGCUGCAGCACAGUGACGUUGGCCCAGAGGGCCCUGGACUGCUGCCUGUCGGUCUCCAACAAAUCGCUGCACAAGUCCCGGGUCGUGGACUACUACCCGCAGUCCAAAGGCUGCAAUAUCGACGCCACAAUCUUGGUGACCAGAAACAACAAGAAAAUCUGCGCCCGUCCGGACGACCCGUGGGUCAGUGGGGUGACGAGACACGUGGACAAGCUGAGGAAGCAGUGCAAGAAAAACAGCAAGGGAAAACGCUGCGUAGGAGUCAACCCGAGGGUGAAAUAACUUCAUCCCCACAACUGAGGCGACAAACGACAAACAUCCAUCCAUCUUCCUAUUAUGGGACACAGGAAACAAAAAACAUAAUCAAAAUGAUUAAAAACAUGUAACACCAGCGAUUCCUCCUGUUACUAAUCAGAUAUCUAUAUUAUGCUUUUGUUUUUUGUUUUUUUUAUUAUGUUUGAGUUAUAAUAAAAAUCCAACAUCUUGAAGGACUUUCUUCUGUGUCAUUUGCAAAAAUGAAAAUUGUGAAAGAAAUAAAAAGUGAAAAAAAAGAACUUCUAACUUAUUUUUAUGACAUUUCUUUGUAA
Cololabis saira (Pacific saury) is the source of this 945-nucleotide messenger RNA. RefSeq names its product C-C motif chemokine 4-like. Gene Ontology annotation, cellular component: extracellular region. The transcript is spliced from 4 exons. The record is from RefSeq and is a predicted model, not a curated record. Gene Ontology annotation, molecular function: chemokine activity; CCR chemokine receptor binding. Lineage: Eukaryota; Metazoa; Chordata; Actinopteri; Beloniformes; Belonidae. The coding region runs from base 317 to 640 and encodes 107 amino acids. Gene Ontology annotation, biological process: lymphocyte chemotaxis; cellular response to type II interferon; immune response.